Messenger RNA from Anguilla anguilla (European eel), 1568 nucleotides. It is a transcript of the gene taf8, whose product is annotated as TAF8 RNA polymerase II, TATA box binding protein (TBP)-associated factor. The record is from RefSeq and is a predicted model, not a curated record. Gene Ontology annotation, biological process: transcription initiation at RNA polymerase II promoter. The transcript has 8 exons. Gene Ontology annotation, cellular component: transcription factor TFIID complex. Gene Ontology annotation, molecular function: protein heterodimerization activity. NCBI's taxonomy places the organism in Eukaryota, Metazoa, Chordata, Actinopteri, Anguilliformes, Anguillidae. The coding region runs from base 65 to 991 and encodes 308 amino acids.
GGAGAACAGAUUUUGUCCAUAGGAAAAAACAACAUGCCAGGAACUUGACUAAACAUAAACGAAGAUGGCGGACCCAGCGGUGGUGGGGAGUAAUUCUUUAGGAACGGGAAUGCGAUCGGGAGGGAGUAAGACGACGUCGAAUCCUGCGGAGAAUUAUUACCUGGCUCGCCGGCGCACCCUGCAGGUUGUGGUGAGCUCCUUGCUGACGGAAUGCGGGUUCGACAGCGCGGAAAAGUCCGCCGUGGAGUCCCUGACAGAGAUGAUCCAGAGCUACAUCUCCGAGGUGGGGCGCAGUGCGAAGGGCUACUGUGAGCACACGGCCAGGAUCACCCCCACGCUGUCCGACGUGGUGCUCGCGCUCAUAGAGAUGGGCUUCAAUGUGGACAGCCUGCCCGUUUAUGCGAAGAGGUCCCAGAGGAUGGUUAUUACAGCGCCCCCUGUGACCAACGCGCCCGUCGCCCCCAAAGCCCUGACUGCGGGACAGAAACGGACACACCCCUCGCACAUCCCCAGCCACUUCCCAGAAUUCCCUGACCCCCACACCUACAUCAAAACCCCGACGUUCCGGGAGCCCGUGUCGGAUUACCAGGUGGUGCGGGAGAAGGCGGCGUCCCAGCGGCGGGACGUGGAGCGGGCUCUCACCCGCUUCAUGGCCAAAACCGGAGAGACGCAGAGCCUGUUCAAGGACGACGUCACCGCCUUCCCCCUGAUCGCAGCGAGACCAAGCUCUAUCCCGUACCUGAACGCUCUGCUGCCGUCAGAGCUGGAGCUGCAGACCCUGGAGGAGACGGACUCCUCAGAGCAGGACGACCAGACGGACAAUGAGAACGCCUCCGGCAACAUCAUCAGCGAUGAUUCCGGAGCGGACAAGGAGAACUCUGUGCUGCCCCCUGGUGGAGUGGUGCCCACAGCGAAGGCCAACGAGGAGAACAUGAUCGACAACCCUUACCUGCGGCCAGUCAAGAAGCCCAAAGUCAGGCGGAAGAAGUGAGCGCCUAGCGGACGCUAACGGACUCUCUCUCUCUCCGUCGCUCUCCCCCACAAACAAACACACACACAGACACACAAAAAAACGCAGGAGCACACCAGCAGGAAGAGCCAGUGUGUGAGACGCGCGUCGUCGUGAAGGAGCCGCGGACGCACGGACAGGAGAGUGGACGCGCGGACGCAGGAGAGGAGAAACAGGCCGAUUGGGCGCCUGGCCUCGUCUGUGGAGAGACAGUGUGGUCUUCGACCUUCAGCGUUUGACCUGAAGCUACCCGUCUUUCACUCCAGUGCUGUCGAACACACAGGACUUAAACCAUCAACGCAUAUUUCUUUAGUGCUGAAAGCAUGUACAGACUUUGUUUUUACUUUGUUUUUUUUGUCAUUAUGAAUAUAAAUGGUCCUUAAUUGAGAUUUUAUUUUUUGUGUAUAAGUAAGCUUCUCUCUCUUUGAGUGAACUGCAAACAGUUCCUGUUUGGGCCGUUUGGAACAUUUGUUUGGUGACAAACGCGAGCUGUUCCUGCCAACGAACGAAUUGCCGAGAAAAUUGGAGGCCUUCAUUAAAGGUGCACUCGUCAAAAAUA